Molecule: messenger RNA, 1087 nt
Organism: Drosophila willistoni
Lineage: Eukaryota; Metazoa; Arthropoda; Insecta; Diptera; Drosophilidae
Product: nucleolar protein dao-5
Exons: 3
Coding region: 1-696 (231 amino acids)
Source: RefSeq, a predicted model, not a curated record
AUGAAGUACUUUAACAUCUGCCUGCUCUUAAUCAUCUGCGCCCUGUGCUAUGGCCUAGUAUCGGCCCAGCAGGAGGAUGGUGGCUCCGUGUCGCCAGCUAAACGUAUUGCUGCCCUACGUCGUCCGAUUGGCAAAGCAGCCAAAGCCACAACCACCACAACUCCGGCACCCGUUCAUAAUGAUGGCGGCGAGGAGGAGGACUAUGGUGAUGAGGCAGCCGCCGGUGAUCAUCAAGGAGGCGAGGGCGAAGACGAUGAGGGUGCGGGUGCAUUAAGCUCAACCACAACCACCACAACAGAGGCACCCAAAAAAGUUGGUCCCGUCAUUCGCCCCUUCCGUUCCAAUGACGAUUUCCUCAAUUCGCUAAAGCGUCGCCAGCAGAAUGCCAAGAAACAUCGCGCCGAGAAGCCAACCGCUGGCAAGCAGACAACGACCGGCAAGAAGAGUGACACGUCAUCGGGGGAACAGGAACAGGAGCAGGAACCGGUGGCUGCUGCCGCUCCAGUGCCAGCAUCAACAUCGUCCAAAGGCUACAAGGGCAAUUCGGCAUUGAGCCGUCGCAAAUUAGCCAAGCCGGUAAAGUCGAGUCCCGAGCCAGCGACUGAUGAUGCCGCUCAAGAAGAAGACUCAGAACCGAAGGAGGAUACAAAACCCAAACGUCCCAUUGGACGUUUAGCCUUGAGAAAGCGCAACUAAUUCCUAUAAAUUCCUUUCACUACACACCAACCCCCACCCCCACACACACACUUCACCUUUUUCCACACACACACACACAUAGCAUAUACAUGGCUAGCUAUAUGGCAGCCCGAUCUGCCCAUUAGUUUUUAGUUCACAAUUGAUAAAUAUAUGUAAUUUUAUUUUGUAUAAAACAACCAACACCUACACAAAUACACACACACACAUACCACCCAUUAUUUCUUAUUCCCACUUCCCACCUCACACACACACACACACUUUUUUUGUCCACACAUCGUUUACCCUAUAAUUCAUAUAUGUAUUUAUAUAUUCACUUUGGAAUAUAUAUUUCACCGAUAUAUGUCUCUAUUUACAUAAGUAUAUAUGUAUUCACACUUCACCAAGACCCCCC